UCUAGUAUUCGUCCCUCCCACCAUCAGCAAACAGCUGUCAACAUUUGAAGGCAUUUUAUUACAAUUCCCCAUACAAUGUUCAUACGAGCGUCUGUGCCAAGUUAUCGGAAAAUCAAAAAUGAACACGAAAACACAUUCACGGUGUUUUUCUUGGAGGUUUGGGUGUCUGGUAGAUUGCACACAGUGGAGAAGAGGUACACAGAGUUUGAGGAACUUCAUAAACAGCUGAAGAAAGUGAUGAGAACACCAGAGUUUCCUCCUAAGAAGGUUCUUAAGUGGAAUUCCAAAGUAUUGGAGCAGAGACGAAGUGGUUUACAAACUUAUUUACAGGGUACACUAGACGGUGACAUUCUCCCCAAAUCCCUCCUCAAGUUCCUGGGCAUUAGCAACUUCUCUGACAGUAUUGACUCCCUGGACAAGUUGAGCCAGGACAUGCGGGUCAGUCACCAGCCAGUCAUCUCAUUCCCCGCUGACUGUUUCCUCCAGGAGAAUACUACCAGUACCCUUCCUGACAUAGUUGCUGAGGGUGUGACGAGGGGUCUGUACUCCCCGGGAGACGCUAGCUGCCCAAGAUGACACAUACCCGACAUCGUGUUGAAUGUUCCAUAGCAUUGGUCACCAUAUACCUUGUGGGAAAAUAUGGAAAACAGUUUGGUAUCUAAUCUUACAGAUAUUGAAUGUUUUGUCAUAUCGGAGAUAAAUAUUUGUAUGUGUGUUUGUCUUUAUACGCCUUUAGCUUUACAUACAGACUUAUAGAUGGAAAUAAACUCAGAAUCCAAACAAGCCCAUGGGGCUAUUCUUUUCACAUUCUGCUUGCGCUGUGAAAGAAUAGUGUAAACUAGACAUGACAAGUUGUGUCUAAUGUGAUGUGAGGAUUGAGAAGUUCCAUUCCACAUAUGUGAAAAAACACCCAAAGAAUCCUGGUACUUAAGGACUAGUAAAAUUACAAUUUUAUUGGCCCGAAAAUUUCUUCUAGCCUCAAGCAUAUGGACCAGCAUUAAUUUCCAUCACAACUAGUAAGAACGGGAUGUUUGAAAUAUGGUCACAACCUGGUCAGGGAAACAGGUGUUUCACCUGGAUUUGAUUACUGGAUACGUUUAUGUGUACAAUAAUCACUGUAGGCACGCUGCUAGGAGAGGCUCUCUUGGUCAACUUCUAAUCCAAUUCUGAAAGGAAUUUUCCUAGACAUGCUACUACGACAGAAAAUUAAUCAUCCAUAUUUCCUUGUGUAAAUUAAACUUUU
Messenger RNA from Haliotis rubra (blacklip abalone), 1243 nucleotides. RefSeq names its product sorting nexin-24-like. The transcript is spliced from 6 exons. Bases 76 to 576 code for a protein of 166 amino acids. The record is from RefSeq and is a predicted model, not a curated record. Gene Ontology annotation, molecular function: phosphatidylinositol phosphate binding. Lineage: Eukaryota; Metazoa; Mollusca; Gastropoda; Lepetellida; Haliotidae.